Messenger RNA from Benincasa hispida (wax gourd), 2493 nucleotides. RefSeq names its product U-box domain-containing protein 45-like. The record is from RefSeq and is a predicted model, not a curated record. Gene Ontology annotation, molecular function: protein binding. Lineage: Eukaryota; Viridiplantae; Streptophyta; Magnoliopsida; Cucurbitales; Cucurbitaceae.
AUAUAAAGAAAACAAAAGAAAAAGAGAAGAAAAUCAUUAGUCUCUGUUUUCAGUCGAGUGAGUGCGGGAUUUCCAAGGACGAAGAAGAAGAACAACAACACGACCCUUCUGAAGACUGAAACCGAUUACCCUUCGUUUGGAUUAAUCCGCCACCGCCUUCCGCUUCGCCAUAUGGGUGUUCCCUUGAAAUGUAGUAGUGCGCUGUAAGAAUCGUUUACAGACUAAUGGCCAAGUGUCAUUCCAACACCAUCGGAUCAGUCGCUGUCGACGGAAUCGCCGGCGCCAAUGCAGCUACUAGACAUUUCCGAUUCUGUACUUCCUUUUCUGGAGCUGCAUUCCGUCGCAGAAUCUACGAUGCUGUUAGUUGCGGUGGGAGUUCUCGGUACCGCCACCGGUACAAGGAUGAGAUGAUGGACGAAGACCCGAGUACGGAGAACGGAUCGGCUUCUGCUUCUAGGGGUUUGAAAGAGGAGGAGCAGCAGCGGAGGAAUCGGAGAUUGGGUAAUGGAAGAUCCGAUAAGCUUGUGGAUCUUCUGAAUUUGGCUGAGUCGGUGGAGCCAGAGAAUGAGGCGGAAACGAGGAGGAAGGAGGAGGAGUUGAAGGAGUUGAAACGGACGGUGAAGGAUUUGCAGGCUGAGGAUUUGGGGAUGCGAAAGUCGGCGGCGAGCAAUGUGAGGCUUAUGGCUAAGGAAGAUUUGGUAAUACGAGGGACGCUUGCUCUUCUCGGAGCCAUUCCUCCUCUCGUUGCGAUGCUUGAUUUGGAAGAUGAACAAUCCCAGAUCGCUGCCCUUUACGCACUACUAAACCUUGGAAUCGGCAACAAUGCGAAUAAGGCAGCAAUUGUGAAAGUUGGGGUCAUCCACAAAAUGUUAAAGCUCAUUAAAUCACAGACUGCACCAAACUCAUCGGUUACAGAGGCAAUAAUUGCAAACUUCCUCGGCUUGAGCGCAUUGGAUUCAAACAAGCCUGUAAUUGGAUCGUCUGGUGCGAUCCCCUUCUUGGUCAAAUCCCUACAAAACACCGACAGUAGAAUCAGCAAUCAGGCUCGGCAGGAUGCUCUAGAAGCGCUCUUCAAUCUUUCAAUUGCCUCAUCAAAUAUCUCAAUUAUAUUAGAAACGGAUAUAAUCCCAUUUCUUCUUAACAUGUUGGGCGACAUGGAAGUAAGUGAAAGGAUCCUUUCAAUUUUAAGCAACGUGGUAUCAACCCCAGAAGGUAGAAGAGCAAUAAGCGUUUUUCCAGAUGCAUUUCCAAUAUUAGUUGAUGUUUUAAACUGGACAGAUUCACCUGGGUGUCAAGAAAAAGCAUCCUACGUUUUAAUGGUGAUGGCACAUAAGCUAUAUGGUGAAAGACAAACAAUGGUAGAAGCAGGGCUUGUAUCUGCUUCUCUUGAAUUAACGCUCUUGGGCAGUGCAUUGGCUCAGAAAAGGGCAUCCAGAAUUUUGGAGUGUUUGAGAUAUGAUAAAGGGAAGCAAGUUUCUGAAAGUUUUGGUGGGAAUCUGAGUGCUGCAGUGUCUGCUCCCAUUAUUGGGACUUCAUCUUCUUCAAAUUGUAAUAAUAUAGAUUCCAAAAUCUAUGUGGAAGAAUCUGAAGAAGCCAUGAGUAUGGAGAAAAAAGCAGUGAAGCAAUUAGUCCAACAGAGUCUACAGUACAACAUGAGGAAAAUUGUGAAGAGGGCCAAUUUGCCUCAAGAUUUUGUUCCUUCAGAGCAUUUUAAGUCGCUUACAGCGAGUUCAACUUCCAAAAGCCUACCAUUUUAACAUCAUUGAGAUGAAAUUAGCCUCUUCUUUUAAGUAUAAUCAAAUAGCAGUCAGUUUCAUUAGAGUUCUUUUAGUCUUUUUAGUUUUUUUGGUUAUGUGAAAAUAAAAUAUAAAGGACCUACCUCUGCUUCCAAAUUCAAACCUUAGGCAACAACCAGAUCCAGAAUCAAUUACUUUGAUAUCUUCUCUGGCGGUGGAAUUGUCUAAAGCUUGAAAAUUCCUGUGGCUGUUUUCACUUAGCAUAACAAAGCUCAUGGCACUGCUCUAGUACAGAUCAGUGGGUCACGUUCGACCCACCAUUACAAUUCAGCCUACCUUGGUGGCCCCUUUAAAAUCUUAACUCCGCACAGAUCUGGAACAAGGAGCUUGCUGAGCUGUUUUUAGCAGAGGCACAAUAAUGUACUCCAAGGCAUGUCUUGAGCACGAGGUAUUGUUUGUAAAUAUAGAAUUGGGUGAAUUCAUUAUGUGCCUACAUUAAGUAAUCUAUUUUUCAAUUUAGAGUUGCACUUCUGUCUUAUCUUUUUUACUUUUGCAGUGUCUCCCAUGUAAACUCUUCUCUUCUCUUGGCCUGUAGAUAACUUUAGAUUAUAAUAUCCAUCUCAUUCUCUCUUCUGUAAACAGUUUGUGAAACCUUGACCUUCAUUUCCUCGUGUUUUGACUAGUUGUGAGAUGAAAUUGAUAGCUAUUUCUCUGAUCAAAUUCUUCCUGUUGGUGCUCAAUAGUCAAGCUUGUUGGG